Molecule: messenger RNA, 3145 nt
Organism: Acanthosepion pharaonis
Lineage: Eukaryota; Metazoa; Mollusca; Cephalopoda; Sepiida; Sepiidae
Source: the annotation of a GenBank genome assembly
GGCUGCAAUGACAAUAUUUCCACAGCGGACAGACGGGUUGCAUGAUUUUCAUGUGUGGAAUGCACAGAUCAUCAGAUAUGCUGGAUAUGCCAUGCCGGAUGGUUCAUUUAUUGGUGAUCCAUUCAGUGUGGAAUUUACUGAGUUCUGUGAAAAACUUGGUUGGAAAGGAAAAGGUGGCCAUUUUGAUAUUCUUCCUGUUGUAUUGUCUGCCAACGGAGAAGACCCGGAAAUGUUCGAAUUGCCUGAAGAAUUAAUUCUUGAAGUGAAACUUGAACAUCCUGUGUAUCCUUGGUUUGCUGAAAUGAACUUAAAGUGGUAUGUCGUUGCCGCUAUCUCCAAUAUGCUGUUUGACUGUGGGGGUCUGGAAUUUACAGCUGCCCCCUUCACUGGUUGGCUAAUGGACACAGAAAUUGGUACCCGAAAUCUCUGCGACCCCAACCGCUAUAAUAUUCUUCCGUUGGUAGCUGAAAAAUUGAACUUGGAUAUGAGAAAAGCGGCAACCCAGUGGAAAGAUAAGGCAGCCAUAGAAGUCAAUCUAGCAGUAAUCCACAGUUUUCAUAAAGCAAAGAUGACCAUGACUGACCACCACACAGCUACAGAAGCCUUUCAGCAACACUGGGAAACAGAAUAUCGUGUGCGAGGUGGAUGUCCAGCAGACUGGGUGUGGAUGGUACCACCUACUGGUGGAAGUCUCACGCCAGUUUUUCAUCAGGAAAUGCUUAAUUAUCAUCUGAAGCCUUCAAUUGAGUACCAGCCAAAUCUUUUAACAAGUCAUAUCUGGAAAAAUCCUGAAAAUAUAAAACGUUUUUCAAAGAAAAAACAUAGUGAAAUCAACUUUUCCAUUCUGGUCAAGGUUGCCUUUUUUGCUGCUCUGAUAUACCGAAAGAUUCUUGAGAAGAGAAUUCCUUGCACAGUUCUCUAUGCUUCUGAAACAGGAACUGCACAACGGUUUGCAGAACAAUUGGCCCGCAACUUCCGGCUUGUUUUUAAUACAAAAUUAGUCUGUAUGGAUUCCUACAAGAUUGAGAAUUUACAAUCAGAAAAACUGGUGUUGGUUGUAACCAGCACUUUUGGGAGUGGGCAGUCCCCUGAAAAUGGAAGGACCUUUGCGAGCCAACUGGGCAAUCUGGCUUCUUCCAAUAAAGAUAGACAAAAACAGACAUCAACUGAAAUUGUUUUGCCAAAUAACAUGAAGAAUAUAAGGUAUUCAGUAUUUGGUCUUGGAAACAGCUCCUAUGAAGAAUUUUGUGGUUUUGGCCAUUUUAUGAAUAAACACCUGGCCAACAUUGGCGCCAAGAGCAUUUAUCCAAUUGGAGAAGGUGAUGAACUGGGUGGACAAAAAGAAUCCUUCGAUCUUUGGUCUGCAGAAGUCAUGAAGGCAGCAUGUGAUGAAUUUGGUUUGAAACAAGUGACAGUGACUUAUGAAAGCCAGGAACCUCAGUGGACACCAGAAAAAUUCCGAGCAGCCGUAGCUUAUGUCUCAGAAAAGAAAGACAUAUACCAAAAUCUGGCAAGUAUUCAUCAUAAAGCAAUUUUCCCUUGUAAGAUUAACAAAAGAAAACAUCUUCUUCCAACAGAUUAUAGCCGGCAGACAAUGCUUGCCUCUCUCAGUCCCAAGGGUCAUGAAAACAUGACUUAUUUACCUGGAGAUCACGUGGGAAUCUACCCAGUCAACGACACCCAGGAAGUGAAUAACAUCCUGGAUUAUGUACACAUGAUUCCUGGUUUUGAUGAAGAAGUUGAAGUGCAAGUUAAAGAAGGAAACAAAUGGAAGCCAUACAACAGACUACCCGCCUGUUCUUUGCGUACAGGUCUUACUUACUUCCUUGAUAUCAAAACUCCUCCUUCAAAAGUUUUUCUCCAAAGAUUGGCACAGUACGCACAAAAUCCAGAGGAAGAAGCCGCCUUAGAAAAACUCUCAAAGAGUACAGAUGAGUAUGAAGAUUGGAAAAGAACUUCGCUCCCAACGCUUUUGCACGUUCUGUCUCAGUUUCCAUCGGUGAGAGGCCUACCCACAUCUUUCCUGCUGUCCCAGUUGCCGUUACUCCAGCAAAGGUUUUAUAGCAUCAGUUCUUCUCAACAGGCUCACCCAGAUGAGAUCCAUGUCACGUACGCUGUUGUCCAAUACGUGACACCGAAAAAUCCCAGUGAUAUCCGAAAAGGAAUUUGUACUACUUGGCUCCGAGACUGUGAUGAGACAAUAACAGUUCCUUGUUUUAUCAAAAGUGCUCCUAGCUUUCAUCUCCCAGCAGAUCCCAGUGUUCCUGUGAUUAUGGUGGCCACUGGGACUGGAAUUGCCCCUUUCAGAGGAUUCUGGCAACAAAGACGUUUAGACUUGGAAAAAGUGGACAUGACCAAAGAAACAACUUGCUCAAGAAAAGUACCAAAAGAGAAUUAUAUUUUUUCACUCUACUUUGGAUGCCGGAACGAUGACAUCGACAACAUAUUUAAAGAAGAAUUACAAGAAGCUCUCACAGAUUCAGUCUUGACCCACUUGAAUGUUGCUCUUUCCAGGCAAACAGGAAUGAAAAAGACAUACGUCCAACAUUUGCUUCUCCGGGACAGUGAAUUUAUCUACUCUGUGCUGACUGCACAAAAAGGACACAUCUACAUUUGUGGUGACAGCAAUAUGGCUGCAGAAGUCCGUCACACCCUAGAAAAGAUCUACGCUCAAUGUAAAGAUGCAGACAAUCAAGAAAGUUCACAGUUUGUUCAGCAACUCCAGAGUUCUGGCCAACUGCAUGAAGACAUAUUUGGUGUCAAACUCCUCUUGCCACACCUAACCUUAUCUAUCUAUCUAUCUAUCUAUCUAUCUAUCUAUCUAUCUCUGCCUUCUGUUCAUAUCUAUCUAUCUAUCUAUCUAUCUAUCUAUCUAUCUAUAUCAGUUCAUAUCUAUGUAUCUAUCUGUCUACCUAUCUCAGUUCAUAUCUAUCUAUCUAUCUAUCUAUCUAUCUAUCUCAGUUCAUAUCUAUCUAUCUCAGUUCAUAUCUAUCUAUCUAUCUAUCUAUCUAUCUCAGUUCAUAUCUAUCUAUCUCAGUUCAUAUCUAUCUAUCUAUCUAUCUAUCUAUCUAUCUAUCUAUCGCAGCCUGUGUCUAUCUAUCUAUCUAUCUAUCUAUCUAUCUAUCAGCAGUUCAGUGUGGAAUAA